Messenger RNA from Phyllostomus discolor (pale spear-nosed bat), 1894 nucleotides. RefSeq names its product spermatogenesis and centriole associated 1 like (gene SPATC1L). The transcript has 4 exons. The record is from RefSeq and is a predicted model, not a curated record. NCBI's taxonomy places the organism in Eukaryota, Metazoa, Chordata, Mammalia, Chiroptera, Phyllostomidae. Bases 184 to 1215 code for a protein of 343 amino acids.
GGCACAGCCCAGAGUCUGUGGGUAGGGGUGGGCAGCGCGCUGCCUCUUUAAGGCGACAUCACAAGGCCGCGGAAGGUGGGGCCGUCGUGGAACUCUGGUCUGGGCCGUUUCUGGGGCGUCCGUGGCUCUGGAUUUCCAUCUCCAUGGGGCCCGAGGCCCACACGUGAGCAGGAAGUCGUGGCCAUGGCUGAAGGAAACGAGCUGAUGAGCAGGCUCAUGAGCGAGAACGCAGACCUGAAGAAGCAGGUGCGGCUCCUCAAGGAGAACCAGAUGCUAAAGCGUCUGCUCAGUGAGAGCUGCCAGGAGAGCUGUGGCCGCGGCAGCCGGGACGUUCUCUUCCCCAAGGCACCUGCCUACCCCGAGGACUGCUCCCCCGGGACUGCAGUUCCAGAAAUUGGAAGGUUCACCAGCGUUCCCGAUGUGCCCUCCCAGCUGCAGACACCCUCCCUAGAGGAUCUGCUCUGCUCCCACGUCCCCCUCUCCAAUGAGGACGAUGCUUCCCCAGGCUGUGCGACCACCUCCCAGGUGCCCUUCAAGGCUUUCCUCAGCACCCCGGAGCUGCACACGCCUCGUAACACCGACAGGAAGCUCUGCCCACUCCUGAGCCCACUGCAGGACCCCCUGGUGGACAAGACCCUGCUGGAGUCCAGGGAGAUGGUGCGGCCCAAGAAGGUGUGCUUCUCGGAGAGCAGCCUGCCCUCAGGGGACAGGACCAGGAGGAGCUACUACCUUAAUGAGAUUCAGAGCUUCACCAGCGCCGAGAAGGACGGACGCAUCGUUGGGGAGAUUGCCUUCCAGCUAGACCGGCGCAUCCUGGCCUACGUCUUCCCCGGGGUGACGCGGCUGUACGGCUUUACUGUGUCCAAUAUCCCGGAGAAGAUCAAGCAGACGUCCAUCAAGUCCCUGGAUGGCUCUGUGGAUGAGAAGAAGAUGCGGGAGCUGACGCACCGCUACCUGACGCUGAUGGCUCGCCUGGAGAAGCUGGGCUACAACCGUGACGUGCACCCCGUGUUCAGCGAGUUCCUCAUCAACACCUAUGGCAUCCUGAAGCAGCGGCCCGACCUGCGCUCGAACCCGCUGCACAGCAGCCCGGCCGCCCUGCGCAAGCUGGUCAUCGACAUCGUGCCCCCCAAGUUCCUGGGCGACUCGCUGCUGCUGCUCAACUGCCUGUGCGAGCUCUCCAAGGAGGACAGCAAGCCACUCUUCGCCUGGUGAGCCCGCGCCCCAGCACCCGCCACGCCUUUCCUGCAAUAAACGUGUUUGUUCCAAACCCGGGGGCAGCCGUGCCUCCUGCGUGUCCCCUCCGGCCGGGGGAAGGGCCGCGUCCGCCAAGGGAGUGCCCAGGGCCACAGGCAGGAGCGCUGUGCCGGAGCAGGCGCCCUCACGGACCGGCCGGGCGCACCUGACGUCCACAGCCCUGCCAGCUGCCCACACCUGCGUGGCACUUGUCACACUUUAUUAAAUACAUCUGUUUACUUGUUUACCUUUACCUUUGGCUCUUUGAGGGUGUGGAGAGCGUCUUGGUCACCCCUGGGGACACAGGAAGUGCCCCUGGUAUUUGGAGAAUGAGCCUGGACACAGCCCUCAAGGGAAAGGGCUGAGGCUCAGGCAGGGCCCCAGCCCCCAACCAGGGACUGCAAGAACCUUCCCCUCGAAAAGGCCAGAGGGUCCUGUCACAAAAGCAGGGCCUGCAGCAAGGGUUCAGGGGCGGGCAGGAUGGCUGCAGAAUCUGCGGGGCCCUGUGCAACACGAAACCACCAGCUCCUAGUUCAAGUUUGGAAUUUCGAGAUGGCUAUCGCAGAGAGUGAACCCAGGAGUGAGUGGGUCAUGCAACUGUGUGGCUGGUCGCCCGUGAAGCUGGCCCAGGGCGGUCAGUUUAUCUGGGAGAUAGUUC